AUGUCAGGAAUUUUUACAUAUCACAAUUUCUCGUUGCAGGAUACACCAUAUCUGGAAGGUCAGGUCGCAGUGGUAACAGGUGGUCAAGCAGGCAUCGGAAAAGAAAUCACAGCACAACUCCUACUCCACGGCAUCGAAAAGGUCAUUGUUGUCGCCAGGGACGAGAACAAGUUCAAAACCGCCUAUGAUGAAUGGAGAGUUAGGAAGGGAAUUGAACUUACUCAAGAUGAUAGCCGAGUUACUUUUGUGAAGUGUGAUCUGGGUGAUAUCGAGGAUGUUUAUGCCGCGGCAAAGAAGAUUAAAGAGCAGACGGAGUAUAUUCAUAUUUUGAUUUGCAAUGCCGGCCUCGGCAUCCAACCCAUAACCCCCCUAAACAACCAUGGAAUCGACCCAAUCUUCACAACAAACUGCAUCGGCCACCAAAUCCUAACAACCCUCCUCCUCCCCCUCCUUAAAAAAACCACCUCAACCACUCCCCACGGCACCCGAAUAGUAAUCUCCUCCUCCAGCCUGCACCAACUCUGCCUCACCCUCUCCCUUCCCGCCCUAACCCAUCCAACAAAAAAAUGGCCCGCAAUUCACGACUCCGUCUGGCGCUACGCCCGCUCAAAACUAGCCAACAUCCUCUUCGCAAAGGAACUAACCCGCCGCCUACAAGAAGACGACGAUCCCGGCGCGAAAAAAGUGUACGUGAACUCGUUUUCCCCGGGGAAUGUGGUGACUCAGCAGUGGCAGGGGUGGAGUGAGCAUUUAGGGAGGGUGGUGGGCGUCGUUAUUAGGGGUUUGGGGAGGUGGUUGGGUCAGAGUGUUGAGGAGGGGGCGGCGACGGCGGUUUAUUUGGCGACUAGUCCCGAGGUGAGUGAGAGGGGGAUUAGGGGUGGGUAUUUUGUGCCUAUUGCGAAGGGGGAGGAGCCGACGAGGUUGGCGAGGGAUGGGGACCUUGCGAGGGAGGUUUGGGAUUGGAUUGAUGAUCGGGUUGCUCAGAUGUUGGGGGAGAAUUGGCAGAGUGGGAAGUGA
Molecule: messenger RNA, 1017 nt
Organism: Penicillium subrubescens
Lineage: Eukaryota; Fungi; Ascomycota; Eurotiomycetes; Eurotiales; Aspergillaceae
Product: putative short chain dehydrogenase/reductase
Exons: 5
Coding region: 1-1017 (338 amino acids)
Source: RefSeq, a predicted model, not a curated record